This is a messenger RNA of Fusarium graminearum PH-1, 1309 nucleotides long. RefSeq lists its product as uncharacterized. Lineage: Eukaryota; Fungi; Ascomycota; Sordariomycetes; Hypocreales; Nectriaceae. Gene Ontology annotation, cellular component: mitochondrial matrix. The transcript is spliced from 2 exons. Gene Ontology annotation, biological process: cytosolic ribosome assembly. The record is from RefSeq and is a predicted model, not a curated record. The coding region runs from base 114 to 986 and encodes 290 amino acids.
GUCUGUACCAACAUCACUUGAUUCCAACUCCCACGACGAUAUCUCAUUUCUUUGUUUCUUCAUAUAAAACUCUCCUCCUAUUAUAACCUCCAUCCUAUAAUCUAAUCAUCACAAUGUUCUCUGCCCGCAACGUUGCCCGAUCGGCGCCCCGCGUCGUCUCCCGCCUCUCCGGCGCCGCUCUGCGACAGACUGCCCGUCCCAGCGCCUUCAUCAAGGCUUCUUCGGCUCGGCGACCUGCCCAGGCCGCUUUCUCCACCACUGUUUUCCGAAAGGCCGCCGAGAACGAUGGCGAGCUUCUGGCCAAGCUCGAGAGCGAGAUCAAGAUCGAGGAGGACAUGAAGGCUGAUGAGCAGGACCCUGCCAGCAUCAAGGACUUCCUCAACAACAGCGCCUUUGAGCUUAUCGACACCCCCGGCCAGGAGGUUGUCAAGCUGGUCCGCAACUUUGGCGAGGAGAAGAUCACCAUCAGCUUCUCUAUUGCUGAUAUCACCAGCUACGACCCUUACGCUGAGGAGAACGGCCUCGAGGAGGAAGGUUUCGAGGAUGAGGGUGCCCAGGGCAGCCAGCGCAACGCCCGCGCCAACGAGGAGCUCGAGGAGGAGCUCGAUGAGGAGGCUGAGGAGGAGAACGCCGCCCCUAUCAACCUGUCCAUCGUCGUUGAGAAGCCCGGCAAGGCCUCUGGUGCCCUCAACAUCGAUGCCACUGCCCAGGACGGCCACAUUGUCGUCGAGAACCUCUUCUACUACGACGACGCCAAGGUCGCCAAGGUCGAGUCCCCCGAGGCCGCUCAGAAGCGCGCCGACGUCUACCCCGGACCUCCCUUCGGUAGCCUCGAUGAUGACCUCCAGGUCCUCAUGGAGCGCUUCCUCGAGGAGCGUGGCAUCACUCAGGCUCUUGCCAUCUUUGUCCCCGACUACGUCGACGUCAAGGAGCAGCGUGAGUACACUCGAUGGUUGAACAAUGUCAAGGCUUUCAUCGACGCCUAAGUGGUCGAUUGUGUUGGAAUAAUGAAAAGUUUUUCACAAGAGGGAAGAGCGGAGGAGUCUUCGGUUCAGAAAUGAUGUGUAAAAAAUAGGAAUUGCCACUCUUGUUGUACGAUAGUAUAGGAUCCACCGAGAUCAAAUGCAUGUUAAGAUAUGUGUAACGAUAUCAUGUUGACUCUACUUUGCGUGCCCUUCCAUCAUAUGACAAUGUGAAUGAUUAUCAGAGCUUAGUUCAGAGCACUUUGAUGUGAAUAGGUAGCGUGGCUGACGAAUGUGAAUUGUGACGAGAAUCUUGCUAUCUAGUUCAGCAACAAUCCCAAGACUCA